This is a messenger RNA of Oldenlandia corymbosa var. corymbosa, 321 nucleotides long. NCBI's taxonomy places the organism in Eukaryota, Viridiplantae, Streptophyta, Magnoliopsida, Gentianales, Rubiaceae. The record is from the annotation of a GenBank genome assembly.
AUGCCACACACUCCAACCACUACUUCUCCCACCAAGACAACUCCCCAAAAUUCCUCUCUUCAACCAGAACAAACCUCAACUCACCCUCCUGCCAAUGCAUUGAAGCAGAAGAUGGUAUGUAAAUCCACUAGCAAUGUCCUACAAAUGCCGAUGAAAAUGAUAGUGAAACCUACUCCUGUCGAAAUAGGUACAAGAGGUACUGUUGGAUCCCUCAUACUACAAGAAAUCGAAUUCUUCAACCAGCUCGAAUUAGGUCCUCCAGAAAGCUCUCUCAAUGGUAGCAGUCAGCUUGAAGUAGAUAAGCCUUCUGCAAGAACUUGA